Messenger RNA from Purpureocillium lilacinum, 2220 nucleotides. NCBI's taxonomy places the organism in Eukaryota, Fungi, Ascomycota, Sordariomycetes, Hypocreales, Ophiocordycipitaceae. The record is from RefSeq and is a predicted model, not a curated record.
AUGGAGUCGGGGGACGCAGCAGAGAGCACAAAGCCUGCAGCUGCGGCUCCCGCAGCCGCAUCGGCCGCGCCUGCGCCUGCGAGUGCGAGUGCGCCUGUUCCCGCGCCGACCCUCGCAGCUGUCCCGGCCGACCUUGGGAACAGCGCAGCAGCUGCUCCAGCAACUGCGAACACGGCCACGGACAAGACCACUCCCACUCCCACCACCACGGCUCCCUCUUCCGACCUCCCGCAACAACAGUCACGCGAAGAGAAACAACAGCCGCCGCCACAACCCCAGCUCCCAUCGAGCGAGAGCACGAGCACGAGCACGAGCAAUACGCCGAAGCCGUCUCUUCAGCAGCGGCCAAGGAUCAUGGCGCGCGACAGAUUCAACCACCAAUCGCUCGGCGUGUCGCUGAACUCGUCGGUGAAACAGGCUCGAGUACUCAUGGUCGGCGCCGGCGGCAUCGGCUGCGAACUGCUCAAGAACCUGGUCCUCAGCGGCUUUGGCAAAAUACAUGUCGUGGAUCUGGACACUAUCGACCUGUCCAACCUCAACCGCCAAUUCCUCUUCCGUCAAGAGCACAUCAAGAAGUCCAAAGCCCUGGUCGCCAAGGAAGCGGCACAAAAGUUCAAUCCCAACGCCCAGAUUGUCGCCCAUCACGCGAACAUAAAAGACUCCGAGUUCACCGUGUCGUGGUUUCGAGGAUUCAAGAUAGUCUUCAACGCCCUCGACAAUCUCGAGGCGAGACGACAUGUGAACAAAAUGUGCCUCGCGGCUGGCGUGCCUUUGAUCGAGAGCGGUACCACUGGCUUCAAUGGUCAGGUGCAGGUGAUCAAGAAGGGCCUCACGGCCUGUUAUGACUGCAGCCCCAAGGAGACUCCAAAGACAUUUCCCGUCUGCACGAUUCGGAGCACGCCAAGCCAGCCCAUUCACUGUAUUGUUUGGGGCAAGAGUUACCUCCUGAACGAAAUAUUCGGGGCUAGUGAAGACGAGUCGGCUUUCGACCAUUCAGCUGACGCGGACAAUGCCGAGGAGAUUGCAGAGCUCAAGAAGGAGUCCGAGCAACUCAAAAAGAUUCGAGAGGCCGUCGGGACAGAUGCCUUCCCGCAGAUGCUCUUCGACAAAGUCUUUGACGCAGACGUUGAGCGCCUCCGGUCUGUGGAGGACAUGUGGAAGUUGCGCCGCCGACCCGAGCCGCUCAAAUACGAGAAGCUGCUGUCCCAGGCAAGCGAUGCGCUGUCAGCAAAGGACGAUGUCUUGAAAGACGACCAGAAGGUGUGGUCGCUCGAGGAAAGCCUGGUCGUAUUCAGAGAUAGCCUGGACCGGCUUAGCAAGCGGAUGCUCCAGCUGAAGAAGGCCAAGGAACCUGCGGCCACGGACCCCAUAAUCACCUUUGACAAAGACGACGAAGACACACUCGACUUCGUCGCCUCGAGCGCUAAUAUUCGCUCAACGAUAUUCGGCAUCGACCGCAAGUCGCGGUUCGACAUUAAGCAGAUGGCAGGAAACAUCAUCCCGGCCAUUGCGACUACCAAUGCCAUCGUGGCCGGACUCUGCGUCCUGGAGUCUUUCAAGGUCCUGAAAGGAGACUAUGGCCAUUCGAAGGAGGUGUUCCUGACACCUUUUGCCGCCGCGAGACUGCUCGCCCCUGACAAGUCUCGGAAUCCGAACCCCAGCUGCCCGGUUUGUGGUGUUUUCAACACUGGAAUUACCGUCGACUUCAAGCGUGCGACACUCAACGAUGUGGUUGAGGAUAUCGUCAAGGAUAGGCUCGGCUUCGGUGAGAGGGAAUUUGUCGUCAGCAAUGAAGUCGGCAUUCUGUACGAUGCCGAUGAAACGGAGAACCUCCCAAAGAAGCUCUCUGAGCUCGGCGUCAAUGGCUCCAGUUUCCUGACCAUCAUGGACGAUGACGACGAUGAACCAUUCGUGAACGUUGUCAUCGAUAUCCAGGAAGAGGCCUCUGAUUAUGACGAAAAGCCGGUCAAAUCCUUGUUGACAGAUCGUCCGGACAUCCCUCGAAAGGCCAAGCAGCUGCCCCCGGCAGAAGCCAACGGCACUGCUCAGAACGGAAAGCAUGCGCUCGACGAUGUGGCUGAGGUUGAGCAAAAGAGCCUCAAGAGAGCGCAUCCCGGAGACGACAACCAGCCUAGCAAAAAGGCUAAGACCGGUGACUCGUCGGCAGACGAUGUCGUCCUUGUGGAGGAUGCCGGUGGCGCCAUCGUCAUUGACGACUAA